GCAUCCUUCCACCUAACCGUGUGGUUGGAGCAAUUUCAUGGCAGAUAGAAUCAGUGGUGAAGCAAGCAAAUGGUGAGAACCCAGCACCUAGGGAUUUCCCAUGAAAUAGGUUGUUUGUCCCCGUUUCCGUUCACUCACAGGUCCUACACUGGGCUCGGCUUUGCUCACCUGUCAUCCUGGGGUGAAACGUACAACCUUCAUGAUCCAGCAACGUUUCUGGUAGCUGGCUAUGAGGAAACAGGUGGCAGAAUAUGUGGCGGCCUGCAAUGUCUGUGCCAGAAACAAGACCUCCUCCACUGAAGCGCAGAUGGGUUUGCUGCAGCCUCUUCCGGUUCUUCAUCGACCAUGGUCCCACAUCUCAAUGGACUUUGUCACCGGAUUACCCAUAUCAGAAGGAACAUUGUUUCAGACCGAGGCCCACAGUUCAUCUCACAUUUUUGGAAGGAGUUCUGCCAUCUCCUUGGAGCCAUCAUCAGCCUGUCUUCAGGAUACCACCCUCAGUCCAAUGGCCAGUCAGAGGGGAUCAACCAGGAGCUUGAGACCGGAUUGCGGUGCCUGGUCUCCCAGAACCAGGCAUCAUGGAGCAAGCACCUGAUCUGGGUUGAGUACGCCCACAACACGCUGCCUAAUGCCGCCACAGGACUCACGCCAUUCCAGUGUGUGCACGGCUACCACCUCUGUUCCCUGACAAUGAGACUGAGGUGAUGGUUCCAUCAGCUCAUGCCAUGGUCCGUCGGUGCCGCCGGAUCUGGGCCAGUGCACGUCCUGCUCUCCUGCACAGCGCCAGCCGGAUGAAGAAGGUGGUGGAUCGACACCGCAGACCUGCUCCACGUUAUCGGCUUGGACAGAGAGUUUGGCUAGCUACCAAGGACUUACCUCUCCAUGUCAUGUUGAAAAAGCUAGCUCCAAGGGAUGGAUGUGCUGCUGCUGCUGCUGCUGGGACACGUUCACCUCAGUUCUUCUGUCGGUGCAUCUUUCCCUGGAGUUCUUCCAGACUCACUGCAGUUCUUUGAAUAUGGGUCCUUCAGUGUGAGCUGUGAACUCUUCUCUGGUUCGACUGAAUGGAGAGUUGUGAGGAAGCUCAACAAAGGUUCAACAAAUCCUUCCAGCUGGAACUCGUCGGCAGCCUCCUUCAGCUUCAGCCUAACCAUGGAGAAGCACAGCGGAGAGUACUGGUGUGAAGACGCAGCCGGAAACACGAGCGGAGCCGUGCACAUCAGCAUCUCUGCUGGUUCUGUGAUCCUGGAGGUUCCCGCCCGGCCGGUGCUGGAGGGACACGAUGUGGUUCUUCCUUGUAAAAAUCAGAACUCUCAGUCAAAGCACAUCGCUGACUUCUACAAAGAUGGUUCCAUGCUCCAGACCUCGUAUAGAAACAACUUCAUCAUCCGAAAUGUGUCCAGGUCUGAUGCAGGACUCUACAGGUGCAGCAUCUCUGGAGUUGGAGCUUCUCCUGAGAGCCGGCUGACUGUUUCAACACAAAGUACAGUGUCUUCUUUCCAAGAAGACACACCCUCCAGCGCCCCCCCCUCACCCGCUCCGCCCUCCCUGCUGUGGACUGUCGGGGGGGCAUCGGUGGCUCUGCUGCUGAUGGUGAUGGGACUACUUCUCUGCAGGAAACACAAAGUGUUGGUGUGUGUCUCGUGUGGAGCAGCAGAAGGAUCAGCUGGAGAUCAAACAGGUUCAGGAGGAGAUCCAGCCUCUGCGACGUACGCUGUCGUUAACAAAGCAGCUACAAAGUCACGUUCAGCAGACGAGGGCGAUGUCUACUCUAUAGUCCACUAUAGGUCGGACGGAGGGGUCAGCUGACGGACGGAGGGGUCAGCUGAUGGACGGAGGGGGUCGUCUGCUCAAAACUCUUCUUCUCUUUGUUCGUGAGCGAAGCAGGAAGUCACAGUAACAAGGAACAUUUUAAUUCUUAUUCUUUUUAAAAUGUGUUAUUGUGUUCUGAAAUCCAUUGCAAAGUCUUUCUGUUAUCAAUCAUGUAUUUUUAUUAGUUUUAAAAUCUCUUUAAAGUCAAUAAAAGCAAAACAAACCA
Cottoperca gobio is the source of this 2035-nucleotide messenger RNA. Its product is annotated as high affinity immunoglobulin gamma Fc receptor I-like. Gene Ontology annotation, cellular component: external side of plasma membrane. The record is from RefSeq and is a predicted model, not a curated record. Gene Ontology annotation, molecular function: transmembrane signaling receptor activity. Bases 913 to 1806 code for a protein of 297 amino acids. Gene Ontology annotation, biological process: immune response; cell surface receptor signaling pathway. Lineage: Eukaryota; Metazoa; Chordata; Actinopteri; Perciformes; Bovichtidae. The transcript is spliced from 10 exons.